CAAUGUCCACCAAGUGGCAGAAAGGUACCGCAUCUGUCGUCACUGUCCGGUGGUGGUCUCCCAUAGCCGAUGAGCUCGAGCGAAAUGUAGCUGAAUCCGAUAUCUACGUACAUUCAACUUGAUCAAACAGUAGGUUUUCCGCAUACAUGGAAGCUUUUUCAGCUGGAGGCUCUAGUCCGCCCUAACAAACACGUGGGCUUGGGAGCUUGGUGGUAUUGCAGCGGUCUCAAAUUGCUGCUCUGGCAACACUUGGCUCAGUCGCCUUGUGAGUAUGAGAUGUGUGACCUCGUUUUCAUGUAGUGUGAUAUGUAUAUCUUUACCAUGGGCUCUGAAAGACGUUUUAUCGCCGCGUCAAUGCUGCGAUGAUCUACGCCGCACCGUUCAAGCUACGUCCCAUUGGAUGUGUCUGGCAUCGACGAAAACCACGAUCGCAACUGGCCAAUAUUAUCCAGCAGGCUCUCUCAUGAGCGUAUCACGAGACUCGAUCCGUGAUAUCAUUUCAUAUGCCCUUGGUGGUAAGAAUCGACCUGUCACAUAUCGAGGUACCCGAUGUGUAGCUGCCAACAGCGUAUCGAGACAGAGUCAAUGGUCCCCACAGAACGAACACCACUGGAGCAUAUCCACAUACGAGCUUCCACUCUCCUUCAAGGCCAAACCGGUCUGACGGUAGGAUCGACCAAGACAGACCGGAGGCUAGUGAAACGAGUCUAAGCAUCAGGGUGGGAACAACGAGCCAAUGCGUCGAGCGGACGGACCUUGAAAGAGA
Neurospora hispaniola is the source of this 766-nucleotide messenger RNA. RefSeq lists its product as uncharacterized. The record is from RefSeq and is a predicted model, not a curated record. Lineage: Eukaryota; Fungi; Ascomycota; Sordariomycetes; Sordariales; Sordariaceae. The coding region runs from base 272 to 664 and encodes 130 amino acids. The transcript has a single exon.